AUGGCGGUGGAGUUCGCGGCGGAGAUGAAGGCAUUUAACGGAUCGACGGGGAUUCCGAUAAGGGAGAGGACCGAUGACACCUCAGCGGACAUAUACGGUGCGUCUGAGGAUGUCCUCGGAAGAUGGUUCGCUGCAAACCCCGAAAAGCGCAAGGACUUCUUUUUGGCCACGAAGUUCGGGAUUGGUCCCUCAUCAGAAUCGCCGCGCGGAUACAAGAUAGAUUCGACGCCGGAAUGCUGCCGUGAGGCACUGGAACGAUCGCUGAAGCGUCUUGAUUUGCCGUAUGUGAACUUUUACUAUGUUCAUCGCUUGGAUAAGGUCACACCAAUUGAGAAGACCAUGGAAGCCAUGGUGCAACUGAAGCAAGAGGGCAAGAUCAAGCUUAUCGGUCUGAGCGAGUGCAGUGCCGAGUCGUUGCGUCGUGCGCAUGCGGUACACCCCGUCACAUGUGUGCAAGUGGAGUACAUUCUGUUCUAUUUGGCCAUUGAAUCACCCCAGGUUCGACUUCUUGAGACCGCACAGGAGUUGGGCGUGGGAGUUGUGGCGUACAGUCCACUCGGGAAUGGGGACAUCAGUCGCCCUGGCAAUUCACGGAGAGUCUUACCGGGGCUUCAUGAGAAGAACCUUGCUAAGACCUGGCUGUUGUGGAUACGAUUUUCGCCAUCGCCAAACAAAAAAGGGGACGAUAUAUUCGCUAUCCCGGGAAUCACAAAGAUCGAACACUUAGAAGAGAACCUGAGGAGCGUCUUUGUCCGCGUUUCAGAGGAGGAGGAACCUUGCGAACUGUGUCAAUCGUCGGGCUUUUCAAGCGGUUCUGUAUGCAGAGCUACUCCAAUAUAUCAAUAA
Molecule: messenger RNA, 846 nt
Organism: Aspergillus homomorphus CBS 101889
Lineage: Eukaryota; Fungi; Ascomycota; Eurotiomycetes; Eurotiales; Aspergillaceae
Product: Aldo/keto reductase
Exons: 5
Coding region: 1-846 (281 amino acids)
Cellular component (GO): cytoplasm
Source: RefSeq, a predicted model, not a curated record